This is a messenger RNA of Aspergillus bombycis, 525 nucleotides long. RefSeq names its product Fibronectin type III domain protein. The record is from RefSeq and is a predicted model, not a curated record. The transcript is spliced from 2 exons. NCBI's taxonomy places the organism in Eukaryota, Fungi, Ascomycota, Eurotiomycetes, Eurotiales, Aspergillaceae. The coding region runs from base 1 to 525 and encodes 174 amino acids.
AUGCAGGGGCAACCAUGGCAUGGCCUGGCGGUCAUUGCUACCCUUGGGACUCGCGCCCUUGCAAAUCCUCUUGCGCAUUGGAAUGUGCUAGGAAAUGCAAGCUUGAACUACGAGCACUUGAUGAUGAGAGAUAUAACUGAAUUCGACCCAACAGACCUUUCCUUCAUCACAAGAAUGGCCGCCAUUGGCGACUCCUACUCGGCCGGAAUUGGCGCUGGUGACUGGCUUGGAACUCUUACCCAAGUCCGUGACCCGGAGAGUGAAGCUGCAAGACAUGGAAACAUUUGCACUUUUGGUACUCUACUGAAAGGAAUGCCCAUGGAGGUCGCUAUUGACGCAAGACUGGUGAACACUGCUGCAGGGAGCCAAAUGGAAAGGGGAUCAUGGGACUACUGCUUGAACAACGAGGAAACCAGGACCAAGGUCCAAAUCACUGAAGAUGUGGUCAAGGUUGCAGCAAGGAAUGAGGACAAUGGAAAGGAAGUCAUGGCACUCCUGCUGGAGCAACGAGGAGACCAGGUGUAA